Paramecium pentaurelia is the source of this 710-nucleotide messenger RNA. The record is from the annotation of a GenBank genome assembly. Lineage: Eukaryota; Ciliophora; Oligohymenophorea; Peniculida; Parameciidae.
CAUGGCCAGCAAGAAGAAGCAACUUUUUAAAAUUAUCAUCUUAGGUGAUUCAGGGUAAUUGUGUAUUCUAAAUAACUUUUAGAGUAGGAAAAACAUCUUUAAUGAAUUAAUAUGUUAAUGCAAGGUUCACAUAAUAAUACAGAGCUACAGUUGGAGCAGAUUUUAUGGCAAAAGAAGUUAUGAUUGAUGAUCGUAUGGUUACUCUUUAAGUAUGUUGACUUUUUUUUAUUUUUAUUAGAUUUGGGACACUGCAGGUUAAGAGAGAUUCUAAUCAUUAGGUGGUGCAUUUUAUAGAGGAGCUGAUUGUUGUGUAUUAGUUUAUGACAUCACAAAUCCAAAAUCAUUUGAUUCUUUAGAUUCUUGGAGAGAUGAAUUUUUAAUGUAAGGUUAACCAAAAGAUCCAGAACAUUUUCCUUUUGUUGUAUUAGGAAAUAAAUUAGAUAAAGCUACAGAAAGAAAAGUUUAAGAAUCUAAAGCAUAAUAAUGGUGUAAAUCUCAUGGAAAUAUAUAAUUCUUUGAAGUAUCAGCUAAAGAUGCCACUAAUAUUGAAUAAGCCUUUUAAGAUAUUGCAAAAGCAGCUGCAAGCUAGGAAAAAGAUGAAGAAAUGUAAUCUCAUUAUUUUUUAUCUAUAUUAGAUUUUUCCCUACAACUGUGACAUUAACUAAAUAGGACCCCAAGAAAUAGCAAAAAUAAGGAGGAUGUUGUUGAUU